Molecule: messenger RNA, 1317 nt
Organism: Protopolystoma xenopodis
Lineage: Eukaryota; Metazoa; Platyhelminthes; Monogenea; Polystomatidea; Polystomatidae
Source: the annotation of a GenBank genome assembly
AUGUGCACUAGUCUACUAAUGCAGGGGGCAAGGAGACCUGCCAAUACGCGGUUGGGCGAAAGCUACUCGAUCCGCGGCUCCACCAAUACCGACAGUAUUGCUGCUGAUGAGAUACCUUGCUUAGCUGAUGGCGAGUUUGGCAGUUUUUCACAUUUAGACUAUCUUUCAGAGGCUCCAAUUCCUCCUAACGUCUGUGACACAUCGUCCACUCGACAACCAGGACUUCGCCAAUCAUGUGUCUGUCUCCCGUCGAAAAAUACCGAACACAGUAACACAUCUCCGGAUCUUUUUGCCUCGAUCGAGCCUCGGACCAAUGGUAUAGCACCCAUUUCUAACCUUAAUCAUCUUGAGGGACAACACCCACGUGCCUUGGUCACAUUAGAAUCUGUUGCCUCUGGGGCAGGUGGAAAACUGAGUCUAAGUCUAUCAGAGUUAACGGAUCGCUUUAGUCGAUCGGCAACAUCUACACUACCCCUUAAACAUGCGGUCAAUCCAUUAUCUUCAUCGUAUACGGGUCUACCGAAUUACGUUGCAACCACUAUUAACGUGAAUGGAAAUGUAGUUGGCGUGACUGAGAAAAAGCCCGGAGACGAGAAUUUAACAGAGUUAUGCUUGACCAACAGUCUCGACGGCCUUAUACCUAGAUCUGGACUAAGUGGCGGGAUCAUGCAGACCAGCAACCUGUUUCGACUGGCUGAACAGCAGGAGGCAAACUUGCGUGCUCACUCGGGUAGUUGGGGUCGGCUCAACGAGUCGCUUGGUUCCCUAGGCAGACAGUCCACAACGCUAACAAAGGCUGAGCAACGCCGAACGUCUGCUGCUGUCGUUGGUGGUGGUGGUGGUGGUGACAGUUCAACUAAACAUCUAUCAACCUCGACCUCAACAGAGUUGAGAGCCUCGGGUUCAGUGCCUGUGCCCAGUUUGGCGCUGCUUGUCGCCCAGCUACAACUUGACGCAUCUGCAGGUGGUGUUCCCGAUGAAGAGGGUAGUGGCGGCUCGAGUCAUGUGAGGUCUCUGAGUGGCAAUUGUCUGGUUACUAGCUGUGCUAAUGCUGUUGGUGGCAGCUGGUCGCGGCCAUCUAGUCGACCCGAAAGCCCUUCAACCAUCGACAUGGUAGGUGUUGGCAGAUCAGGAACACUUCCUGCGUCGACGAAAGACUCGUCUGAGCGUCAUGCUGACCUGCCAGAAACUAUGGUUACUUCUGUCCUGCGAGGCUCGUUCACCCUAGACAAACCAACAACUUUGGGCCUCCCAGAGAUUGGGUCACCACCACUGGCUUAUGCAUCAUUGCAGAUUUCAAGUCAGUUCCUUUCUUGA